AUGCGCGGGCUGUACCGGACGCUGGAGCGGGGCGGCAUCGGCGUGUUCGAGUCCCCGACGGGUACCGGGAAGACGCUCAGCGUGCUGUGCAGCGCGCUGCAGUGGCUCGAGGAUCACAGGCGCCGCAUGGAACGCGGCGAGGGCGGCGCGGGCGGCGAUCCGUUCGCGGCGGGCGGCGCGAACGGCGGAUCGGCGGCGACGAGGAAGGACGACGACGAGCCCGAUUGGCUCAGGGACUACGAGAAGGACAAGUCCGCGCGCGAUUUCGCCGAGCGCAUGAAACGCCGGCUCGAGCGCAGGCGGAACGCGCGUCGGGCCGCCGCCGCGGUGGACGCCGCGUUCUUCGCGGGGCAGAAGCACGACGAGAGGGACGAUCGCGGGGUGCGAAAGAAACGCGCCCGAAGAGCGGGCGCUGCGCCCGUAAAACUCGGGCACGAUUCCGAUUCCGAUGACGAUUCCCACGCGCCGCUCCAGGUGAUAUUCUGCAGCCGCACCCACUCGCAGCUGACGCAGGUUGUGGGGGAGCUGAACCGAACGUCGUUCGGGGGCGAGGACGGCACCGUGAACGCAGUCGCGGUGGCGUCGCGCGCACAGCUGUGCGUCAACCCCGAGGCGAGAGCCGCGGCGGGGGCGUCGGCGGCGAGGCUCAACGAGCGAUGCCUUGAGCUCGGUAAACCCAAGGCUAAGGGGGAGCGCGCGCGCAAGGGCGGCGAGGGAGGGGGGGUUGGAGGGAGGGACGGGGCGGACGGGGCGGACAAGCCGCGGCCGGCGGCCGGGAGCGGGUGUCCGUAUCUGAAGAAACGGCACGCGGCGGUGGCGGACUUGGCGGACGCCGCGCUCGCGGCUCCGAUGGAUAUCGAGGAUCUCGCCGCGGCGGGCACGCGUCACAGGGCUUGCGCGUAUUACGCCGCGAGGAAAGCGUUACCUCGCGCGGACCUCGUGUUCGCGCCGUACGCGUCGCUGCUUCACAAGGAGACCAGGGAGAGCCUCGGGAUUAACCUCAAGGGUUCCGUGGUUGUGUUCGACGAGGCGCAUAACCUGGUGGAAGCCGUGCACGGCGCUCACGGGUCCGUCCUGACCGGUAAGCAGUGCGAGGCGGUGCACGCGAUGGUGACGGCGUACGUGGACAGGUUCUACACGCGACUGGCGGUGGGCAACUUGCGACACCUGAAGACGCUCGGGGCGCUGGCGAGGGGUUUCGCCGCCGCGCUCGGCACCGACAAAGGAACCGGCGCGAAGAAUUCUUCAAACGAUUCUUCAAACGCGGCGGCGGCGGCGAUCGGCGAGGUGAAGAGCCUGAACGACUUUUUGUUCCAGUGCGGCGCCGACAACGUCAACUUCUUCGCGCUGCGACGGUACCUUCGGGAGAGCAAGAUCGCGCACAAGAUCGCCGGGUACGGCGAACACGACGACGCGGCUCUCGGCGUCGGCGUCGUGUCCGACAAACAAACGUCCGCCAAUCAUACGUCAGCCAAUGAUCAGGCGCCGCGUCAGCCGAGGGUCGGUAGCGUGCACGCGCUCGCGGCGUUCGUCUCCGCGCUCGCCAGCGCGGACGCCGACGGCCGCGUCCUGGUGGAGAGAGGAGGGGAAUUCGGCGGACGGCUCAAGUUUGUCCUCCUCGACGCGGCGGCGAGGUUUAAGCAGAUCGUGGACGAUGCCAGGGCGGUGGUGCUCGUCGGGGGUACGCUCGCGCCGAUACCCGAGCUCGCCGCGCAGCUCUUCCCGGACGCCGUUCCCGAGGAGGACGGCACCUUCGAGGGUGCCAAUGAUGAAAAAUCCUCCGCCGUCCAACACGGAAAAAUUCCUCGGACGCUCACCACGUUGAGCUGCGGCCACGUCGUUCCCCGCGACGCGCUCCUCCCCCUCGCCGUCGCCAGGGGCCCCUCCGGCCGCGCCCUGGACUACUCCUUCGGUUCGAGGAGCGCGCCCGAGGCGAUCGACGAGCUCGGGAGGCUCCUCGCCAACGCGUGUCGCGUGGCGCCCGGCGGCGUCGUUGUUUUUUUCCCGUCGUUUGCGUACGCCGACGACGUGUACGAUAGGUGGGUUAAAACCGGGGUCAACUCGGAGAUUGCGAGGCACAAGGCGAUAUUCCGCGAACCGAGGGCGGCGGCGAAGGUGGAGAAGGUGCUCCGGGACUUCGCGACGUCCGUGCGCAACGGGGAGGAGCGGCGAAGGGCGGCGGUCGCGGCUCAUUCGGGCGUUUCGGAAAACGGUUCCGUCGGGUCUUCCGGGGUUCCGGCGGGUCGAACGGGCGCGGUCAUGCUGUGCGUGUGCGGCGGUAAGCUCAGCGAGGGGAUCAACUUCAAGGACGAGCUCGGGCGGCUCGUCGUGAUGGUCGGGUUACCUUACGCCAACCCCGAAGAACCGGAGCUCAAGGCGCGUAUGCGGCACCUGGACCUGUCCGAUCGCAAAGUCGGUUCCGCGGCGGAGCCGACCGCCGGGGGUAAGUCCCGCGGCAGGGCGUACUACGAGGCGCUGUGCAUGCGAGCCGUGAACCAAUCGGUGGGCAGGGCGAUUCGACACGUCGGCGACUACGCCGCGAUCGUGUUCGUGGACGGAAGGUACGCUCCGCCUGGGGCGGAGACGGGGCGGAUGCCGCCGCUCGGGGUGAGCUCGCAGCUCCCGGAAUGGAUCCAGGAGCGACUGGUGAUCCCGAGGGGGUACGGCGAGGUGCAGAGCGGGCUGGUGAGGUUCUUCAGGGCGCACGCGGAGAAGGAGAGGGCGGGCGCGUCGAGCGGCGGGGGAUAG
Micromonas commoda is the source of this 2748-nucleotide messenger RNA. RefSeq lists its product with no specific name. The transcript has 3 exons. Gene Ontology annotation, biological process: establishment of sister chromatid cohesion; nucleobase-containing compound metabolic process. The coding region runs from base 1 to 2748 and encodes 915 amino acids. Lineage: Eukaryota; Viridiplantae; Chlorophyta; Mamiellophyceae; Mamiellales; Mamiellaceae. The record is from RefSeq and is a predicted model, not a curated record. Gene Ontology annotation, cellular component: nucleus. Gene Ontology annotation, molecular function: DNA helicase activity; ATP binding; DNA binding.